AUGUCGGCGAAGGCCCGAAGAGGGCUACUCCUGAAGUUGCUCCGGGCUUUGUCCUUCUUUGCCUUUGCAUUCGCGGCGACUUCCUUUGCAACAGGAGCUACGAACACCGAGGCUCCCCAGAAUCCGCGGAAGUGGGACGAGGAGAGGCGAUUCGCCGCUUCCGCGCGCGAGAGGGGCGAGGCCUUUAUUGGGAGAGAGGAGGAGAAGCUCUUAAAAAGCAUCGUGAGGGCAGGCAGGCGUCGUGACUGGAGCAGGGCCAGUGCUAUCAUAUGGGACUACAGCGGCACGCAGACUCCGAUUUACAGUGCAGCGCUUUUUGCAGCAAUUCGGUGCAAACAGUUCGACGAAGGAGCUAGCAUCUAUGAGGAAAUGUGCCAGAGAUCGGUGUGGCGUGAUCUACCGAGCUUCUCGAUGGCUCUGAAGAUCUUCUCUAAGUCUAAUUCUUCCCGAGUAGACGAGAUUUGGGAGGAGGCGGUGGCAGAACACCCUCCUGACGCAGCCCUUUGUGCUGCAAGGCUCGAUGCCGCUGCAGAGGCUGGAGACAUCCAAGCUGCCAAGAAGCUCCUGGAACAGAUGGGACGCCUAGAGCCUCCGAUGGAGCCGAAUUUACUGCACUUCACUUCCGCGAUCCGUGCCUGCAAAAAUGCAGAUAGCGAAGAGAGCCACGAGAUGGCAAAAAGCUUCUUUGAGUUGGCCCUCGGACAGGGCAUUGAACCAGACAUCGUCGUCUUCCGAGAGUUGAUGGGUGCAUGCAGGAGGGCCCCGUUGCACGAGGUUCAGACAAUUUACAAGUUCCUCAAGGAAAUGGGCCUACAGGCGGAUCGCAUCUUCAGCGACGUCUACUUGAGAGCAGUGCUGCAGCUGCCAAGGUCUAGGAGAUUCCAGUCAAUUGCGGAGGCGGCGCAAGAACUCCGCGCCAUGCAAGAUGAGGGCAGAUUGGCAGAAGCUCGAGCAGUCUUGGCCGAGUUUACUUCUAAAGAUGUGCAGCUGACUGCGCUGGGGCACUUGCUAAAUGGCGCACUGCUGCAAUUGCAGUGA
Molecule: messenger RNA, 1038 nt
Organism: Symbiodinium necroappetens
Lineage: Eukaryota; Dinophyceae; Suessiales; Symbiodiniaceae
Source: the annotation of a GenBank genome assembly